Molecule: messenger RNA, 1426 nt
Organism: Panonychus citri (citrus red mite)
Lineage: Eukaryota; Metazoa; Arthropoda; Arachnida; Trombidiformes; Tetranychidae
Product: protein lifeguard 1-like
Exons: 1
Coding region: 175-918 (247 amino acids)
Cellular component (GO): membrane
Source: RefSeq, a predicted model, not a curated record
GUUAAUCAUCGUUAAAACAUUUUAUUAAUCACUUACAUUAUGAAAUUGUAGCAACUCCUUUUCAUUUUUUUUCUCGAGAUUAAUUUUCAUGAUUUAGUUUCUGUGUUAAAUUGCCAAAUCAACUGAUCUGAUUAAAUUUAAUUAAUCAAUUUGAUCAUUAAAUAGAGGAUUUAAAUGUACAACAGUUACGGUGCCACGAGUGAUUCCGUUGAAUCAGCCCAUUUUGCCGACAUGGAGCUUGGUGGUUACAAUGUUUUCUCCGAGAAAUCAGUUCGACUCGGAUUUAUCCGUAAAGUGUUUGGCAUUGUUACAAUUCAGUUGAUCAUAACAGCGCUCAUUGGGACAGCAUUUUUUGUCUCCGACAAUGUUAAACAAUUUACGAUUGAAAAUCCUUGGACAAUCUGGAUUUCGCUGAUUGUUUCAAUCAUCUCAUUGAUAAGUCUCACUUGUUGUAACAUUUACCGAUCAUACCCCGGGAAUCUCAUAUGUUUGAUCUUAUUCACUUUAUCUCAAUCACUGACCAUCGGAUUUUACACCUCAUUCAGUAGUGGAGAGGUCGUUUUAAUGGCGAUCGUGAUAACAACCAUCGUGGUGGUCGCUUUGAUCCUUUUCGCUUCUCAAACUCGAAUUGAUUUUACUCCGGCCAACGGAGUCCUUUAUUGUGCCACACUUUGUCUCAUUCUCUUCGGCUUGGCUUGUAUCAUCUUCCCCUCCAAGAUCAUAUUACUCAUUUACGCCUCUUUGGGUGCUCUCCUUUUCUCCAUCUGGUUGGUUGUCGAUAUUCAAAUGCUCUUGGGUCGUAAUAGUAUUUACAGAUUCUCUCCUGAAGAUUAUAUUCUCGCCUCGAUCAUCAUUUACCAAGAUAUAAUCAACAUUUUCCUCAAUGUAUUAGAUAUUAUCACCCUUAGUCGAAGUUAAUUUGAACAUUUGAACAUUCAUUAUCUCUAUCAUCAAAUUUAUCUUUGAUCUCUUAUAUUAUUAAUAAUUAAAUCAAGCGGUCGAUUGGUAAUUUCUUCUGAGAUUUUGUUAUUUAUUUCAUUGAGAUUGAGUUGAGUUCCAUUACUAAACAUGAAAAAUUGGUGAAGAGCCUGAGGCAAUUUAUCGCCCGUUCAAAGGUCUUCAAACUAGUACAGUUUAUCGAUCACCGAGAUUAGUCUUUUGGCCGCCGAUCGACAGUUCGAGAGAAACCACCGACUAUCCCGAUCUCUUAGAAUGUUCAAAUUAAUUCUCAACGGCGAUACUCAGUUAUUAUUAUAAAACUUUUACUCGAAAGAAGCAAAAAUGGACUCGAAGGAAAAUCAAAAUUUUCUUAAUUGUAGAUUACUUUAAUUUAAUGUCUCGAAAAAAGUUAUGAAAAAAAUGUGAUAAAAUUAACAAUAAAAUAAAAGGGACUCGAUUUGACACUUAUUCAAAUUAAGUGCGUCUA